Molecule: messenger RNA, 1909 nt
Organism: Monopterus albus (swamp eel)
Lineage: Eukaryota; Metazoa; Chordata; Actinopteri; Synbranchiformes; Synbranchidae
Product: potassium voltage-gated channel subfamily G member 3-like
Exons: 3
Coding region: 635-1900 (421 amino acids)
Biological process (GO): protein homooligomerization; action potential; potassium ion transmembrane transport
Cellular component (GO): membrane; voltage-gated potassium channel complex
Molecular function (GO): delayed rectifier potassium channel activity
Source: RefSeq, a predicted model, not a curated record
CUGCUGUUUGAAUCAUCGACUCUGAUCCUCCUCCUCUCAGACAGCAGCAGGAGGUGGAUGAGGUGGAUGAGAUGCUGCUCUUCAGUCUCAGAUUCAACACUGAAGAAGAAACCAAAAGAAGAAACCGGGUCCACUGCUGCCACUGAUUCUGAUGUUAGAACCAAGCAUCCACUGCAGGUGUCGAUGCAGGAUGUAACGGUCCUGUUUCCACCAUGUGAGGAUGAUCUUCAUGUGCAGAGGCUGAAAUCUGGCACUAACAAAGAUGCGUGGAAGCAGCUGAGGUUUUCAUGAGGAGGAAAACAGAAAACAGCUUCUCACUGAGUUGGAAGAUGGAGUCUGGAAGCGGUUUUCGUGGACAGGUGUGUCACAGUAUGAGGUUUUUAACAAAGACCAAGUGAGGUUUGGAAGCAACAGCUCAUGUUUACAACCACAAGAAAUAAAGUGUGGAACUGGGGCGUGGUGUCGUUAUAAAGGGUAACCUCUUGGAGUUUUUGACAGAGUCUGGAUGUUUGAAAACAGCUUCAGCUUUUUACCAGACUGACAAUUACAUGUAGCAGGUUUAAUAAGAAAUGAAGUCUGGAAAAAGGUAGUCUCUGUUUUUAAGACAAAAUUGCGUUUGUCUUCUGAGUUUUUAAUGAACGAAAAAGCAAGUCUGCAAGCAGUCUUUGAUUUUAACAUGAAGUUUGGGAGUAGUCUUUGUAUCCUGAACGUUGGCGGCCGCAGGUUUUCCUUCUCAGCGGAGCUGAUGAAGCGCCUUCCUCUCAGCAGACUCAGUCGGCUGCAUCGCUGUGUGUCAGAGAGCGAGCUGCUGGAGCUCUGCGAUGACUACGACCGUGACAGGAACGAGUUUUUCUUUGAUCGGCACUCAGAGGCUUUCAGUUUCAUCAUGCUGUACGUGCAGCACGGGAAGCUGCGCUUCCUGCCGCACAUGUGUGAGCUGUCCUUCUACAAUGAGAUGCUAUACUGGGGCUUGGAGAGCUCCGACCUGCAGCCCUGUUGCCAGCGACGCCUAGAUGACCGCAUGUCCGACUGCUUCGUCCACUUCUUCCCUGAGGAGGAGGAGACACGGGGUCCUGAGAAGACCCCGAGACGCUGGGUGGAGAGAAUGAGGAGAACAUUUGAGGAGCCCACAUCCUCGUUGAUGGCACAGAUCCUUGCCUCAGUGUCAGUGCUGUUUGUGCUCAUCUCGAUGGUGAUGUUGUGCGCCAGCACCUUACCGGACUGGAAGGCUGCCGAAACCCUGGACCAGCACAGGAUCAUCGAGGCGGUGUGUAUUGGUUGGUUCACCGCUGAGUGUAUCGUCCGUUUUCUGGUCUCUCGUGACAAAUGUGAGUUUGUCUGUCAUCCUCUGAACAUCAUUGACCUGUUGGCCAUCACGCCGUAUUACAUCUCUGUUACCAUGACAACACUGACGGGGGAGAACUCUCAGCUGCAGCGAGCUGGUGUCACAUUGCGUGUCCUGCGCAUGAUGCGGAUCUUCUGGGUGAUCAAGCUGGCACGUCACUUUCUGGGCCUGCAGACACUUGGCCUGACGCUGCGGCGCUGCUAUCGUGAGAUGGUGAUGCUGCUUGUCUUUGUUUGUGUCGCCAUGGCAAUCUUCAGUGCGCUGGCCCAGUUGCUGGAGCAUGGCUUGGACCUGGAGUCCGGAAACCAGGACUAUGCCAGCAUCCCAGCCGCCUGCUGGUGGGUCAUCAUUUCCAUGACGACGGUGGGAUAUGGUGACAUGUACCCAGUGACAGUGGCAGGCCGUGUACUGGGCGGGCUCUGUGUUGUGAGCGGCAUUGUGCUGCUGGCGCUCCCCAUAACCUUCAUCUACCACAGCUUUGUCCAGUGCUACCAUGAACUCAAGGUGCGCUCUGCCCGCUGCAGCCACAGCCUGUCUGCCGACUUUAUCAACUGACCCUGACCC